AUGAUCAUCCUGUAAGAGAAGCCACUAGGUCUGAAAUGGUAUGAAUUUUUAAUUCUUCAAUUCUUAACCAUUUAUCCUUAGUAAACUUAAAAUUUGUGGCAUAGAAGCACUCAGAUUUUUGUGAUAAACAAUCAGAGAGAAUUCAUUGUCUAGAAAAGAUCUACUAAUAAAUUCUACUGUCCUGGCUAUAUUGACUUAGUAUUUGGAGGAGUAGUAGGAAUGAGUGAGACGGAGGAUGUCAGUGCUGCGAGGGAACUUUAAGAGGAACUUAGUAUUAUCACUCCUGAUCCAAAGUUUAUGUUUAAGUUCAGAUUUGAAAGUGAAUUCUCGAAAGCAUGGUGUUAUAGUUAUCUUCAAUUUUAUUCAGGAGCAGUUAAACCACAAGGCAGUGAAAUAGAUGCAAUAUUCUUUUGGGAUGAGGAAAAAAUUUAGGAUAAGAUCAAAGCAUAGGCUUUAAUAACGCCAGAUAGUUUAGAGGCGUAUAAGCAUUUAUAAGAAUUUAUUAAGAAGAGUGGUGAUAAGGGACGCCUUAGAUCUACAUAUUGA
Stylonychia lemnae is the source of this 546-nucleotide messenger RNA. NCBI's taxonomy places the organism in Eukaryota, Ciliophora, Spirotrichea, Sporadotrichida, Oxytrichidae. The record is from the annotation of a GenBank genome assembly.